This is a messenger RNA of Priapulus caudatus, 1587 nucleotides long. RefSeq lists its product as uncharacterized. Bases 1 to 1587 code for a protein of 528 amino acids. The transcript is spliced from 2 exons. Lineage: Eukaryota; Metazoa; Priapulida; Priapulimorpha; Priapulimorphida; Priapulidae. The record is from RefSeq and is a predicted model, not a curated record.
AUGAAACGUAAAGAUGGUCACUACCACUUGGAUCUCCCUUUCCGCAGCAAAGAGGUCAGGCCACCUGACAAUCGCGGCCAAGCCUUGAAUCGCACGUUAUCACUGCACAGGAAGCUGGUGAAAACCCCGGACUUUCACAGAGACUAUUCGAGCUACAUGAGUAACCUCACUGAGAAGGGUUAUGCCGAGAGGGUUCAGGCCGAACCCCACGACCCCGGACGCGAGGGGCCAAAAGGGUAUAUCCCACAUCACGGUAUAUACAACCCGAGCAAGCCUGGGAAAAUCCACGUGGUUUUUGACUGUUCCGCCAAGGUGAUGGGGCUAUCCUUGAAUGACACACUGAUCCCAGGACCGAGUGGUAUCCUGACCAACACCAUUGUGGCAGUGUUGUUGCGUUUCCGUCAACAGCCAGUCGGCAUAAUGGGAGAUAUAGAAGAAAUGUUUAAUCAAGUAGGAGUCAGUGAGCGGCAUAGAGACUGUCUGCGGUUCUUUUGGUACCCAGACGGCGAGCUCUCCAGGGAGCCCUGCGUCUACAGGGUGAAGACGCAUCCGUUCAGAGCGGUAUCAAGCCCGGCCACAGCAGCUACCGCCUUACGGCAGUGUGCUCUAGAUAGUAAGGACGACUUUCCGAACACUGUCAUCGACACCAUCCUUAACAGCUUUUAUGUGGAUGAUCUGCUGAAAUCCAUGGAGGAGGAAACGGCUGCAGUAGGGCUGAGAAAGGACAUUACAUCUGUUUGCAGUCAUGGAGGCUUCCGGCUACACAAGUGGGUCACCAACACUAAGUCCGUCGCAGAUUCGAUUCCACCAUCUGAAAGAGCUAGCCCAAAGCCUGUGGUAAUCGGCAGUGAUCAUAGUACUCAACAGGCUGAACGUGCCUUGGGAAUCUACUGGGCCACGGUGGGAGACACCUUCGGCUUCAAGUUAUGCAUACACCAGGGAUACGGGAUCGCAGUCUUCGUGCAUCUGCAGAGCACCGAUGGUCAGGUGCACUGCACGUUGCUGUUUGGAAAGUCAAGAGUCGCUCCAAUCAUGAAGGUAACCACACCAAGAAUGGAACUCACAGUGGCCAGCGUUGCCGUGAAAUUCGUCGGCAUGAUAACCGAGGACAUGGAGUACAACUUUGAUAGAACUGUGUAUUGGACUGAUAGCGUCUCAGUGCUACACUGCAUAGCUAACCGGACAAGUCGUUUUCACACGUUCGUGGCCAAUUGGGUCGCCACAAUGCAAGAGGGAUUCACUCUAGAUCAGUGGCGGUAUCUCCCCACCCAAAACAACCCAGCAGACAUAGCAUCCAGAGGGAUAAUUUCUAGGAAUAAGGCUGGAGUAGAACGGUGGUUGAAGGCACCGGGCUUUCUAUGGGAGCCGGAGACGGAGUGGCCCGGGGUUCCCUUCGCAAUAGAGCUGCCAGUAGGAGAUCCUGAGGUCAGGAAGACACAUGCUGCUCUAGUCACACCCGAUAAGGGCCCCGGUGUUGGUAGCUGUGUAACGCUGCACAGCGUUACAAACGCGAGAGCUGCUGUCUCCCCCCGCACCGGCGCGAUGGCUCUGUCGACAGUCGCGCGAGCGCGCCGAAGGAUUGGAUGA